AUGUUGGUUGUUGUUGCUUAUUUCUUUGCGUGGCCGAGAGUCCCGGUCGUUGAAGGCGAGACGUGCGGUGAUGGGGGUCUUGCCGUGAAACUCGGUGUUGGCCGCGUGAAGAGCUGGGCCUCGUGUAACAGGCCUGCAAAUGUAACAGAUUUGUGUGUAAAUACGUAUGCACCAUAUAGGAUGGUUGCUCAAGGAUUCGUGAGAACUCACCGGUUUCAUAGUUUUUUGUCGAGGGCUUCCCAUUAUAAGGUGGCACACGGGCUCGUUCCUGUUAUGAACCAUUUUGCCAAACGAUGCCUAGUGGCAGACUUAGAAGAUAUAUUCCGAAGGUUCACGUUCGAUGCUACAUGCAUCUUGGUUACUGGCCAUGACCCUAGAUCCCUUUCGGUCGAAUUUCCGGAUGUUCUUUUCUCCAAGGCCCUGGAUGAUGCCGAGGAAGCGAUAUUUUAUCGGCAUGUCAGGCCACCAUGGUUUAUCAAGUUGCAGAGGUGGCUGAACACGGGACAAGAACGGAAAUAUGGAAAGGCGGGGCAAGUUCUUGAUGAUAUUAUAGCCGAGUAUAUAUGGCAGAAGAGGAAAGAUUUGAACCGAGGGUCGAAUUCGACAUCGGAAAUCGUCGAAGAAGGCGUGGAUCUCUUAACACCGUACAUAACCGAAGAGAAGUCAAUAGGUUUAGAAUGUGACGAUAAAUUCUUGAGAGACUAUUUUGAGUAUGAUGCUUGCAGGGAGGGACACCACAAGCUCUGCUCUUACUUGGUUCAUUUGGCUGGUUUCCCGUCAUCCAAUAGUCGAAAACAAGAUCAUAGAAGAGCUUCAAUAGAAAAUACCCGAAGAUGAAACUG
Hibiscus syriacus is the source of this 842-nucleotide messenger RNA. Its product is annotated as alkane hydroxylase MAH1-like. The transcript is spliced from 3 exons. Lineage: Eukaryota; Viridiplantae; Streptophyta; Magnoliopsida; Malvales; Malvaceae. Bases 1 to 837 code for a protein of 278 amino acids. The record is from RefSeq and is a predicted model, not a curated record. Gene Ontology annotation, molecular function: oxidoreductase activity, acting on paired donors, with incorporation or reduction of molecular oxygen; heme binding; monooxygenase activity.